AUGGGGAGCGGCGGCUCGGCGGGGCGGCUGGUGUCGGCCGAGGGGCCGGAGGGCGAGGAACAACGGCUGGAAGUACAGAAAGGCCGGAUCCCCGCCGCCCUUUGGUCUCAGAGGGGGCUGCGGAAGCUUUACCUGAGCGGUGUGGGGCUGCGGGAUGUGCCGGCCGAGCUGGAGGACCUGCAGCACCUCCGCACCUUGGCCCUGGAUAACAACGAGCUGAUGGAGGUGCCCGAAGCCCUGUGCCACUUGCCCUGCUUGGCUUACCUCUACCUGGGCCGCAACGGGCUGCAAGAGCUGCCGCCCACCUUCGCCCGCCUGCAGAGCCUCCGCUGCCUUUGGCUGGAGGGGAAUUUCCUCGCCCGCUUCCCCCGCGCCCUCCUGAGCCUGCCCGACCUCCGCAGCCUCCAGCUGGGUGACAACCGCCUGGUCCGCCUGCCCGCCGGGCUGCCCCGCAUGGCCGGCCUGCGAGGGCUCUGGCUUUACGGCAACCGUUUCGAGGCGUUUCCCCCCGUCCUGCUGCGUAUGGUUCACCUCCAAGUCCUUGACCUGGACCGCAACCGCAUCGCCCACUUUCCCGACCUGACCUGCCUCUCUGCCCUGCACCUCCUCUCCUACGACCACAACCCCGUCCAGCAGCCCCCCUGCGUAGGGGACGACGUUCAGCUGGUGGGCGAAGGGGCGCAGGAAUUCAUGGAGGCGCGGCAGGAGCGCCUGCAGAGCCUCCAGCACCAGGAGGAAGAGGGGGAGGAAGGCACUGAGGCUCCAGCAGCAGAUCCUGGGGAUGGCUCCCCACCGCUGGAGGAGGAGGAAGGCACCUUGGCAGCCCUGCCGGCCUCCCCGGGGGAAACAUGAGCCACCGUGUUGUAGAUGGAUACCCCCGGGGAUGUGUGGCAGGGGGAUGGGGAGCCUCCCCUGGGCUCCCAACAACCACCCUCCCCCAGCUAGGGCUGGGGAAGAAGGAAGCCCACAGCCUCCACGUGAAGGAAAACAGAUGAUCCGAGGACCAGCAGCUCCCAGUUGGGACAGUGAAGAGCUGCCGGGCUCGUGGAUCACCGUUGGGAUCCAUGAGCCCCCAACUUAGAGCAUCCCAUGUAACCACAGGGUGCCUUGGAUGGGGGGAAACGACUCUUUGCCGUGACGGGUGACCCCCCCAGACCCCACUUGCCUGCUGGGCAGACCCCAGCAGGCAGCACAGUGCUGCUGAGAGCCCGGCAGUCCCCAAAAGCACAGGGACCUUCCUACCACGCACUGCAGCUGCCCCACCACCUCCACACGUGGCUGGCUCCGUGGGGCCGGACAGGAAAAAAAAGCAAAGCUGAUUGCAUCCAUUCCAUGUGGACCUCUGAAGAAUGGCAAGGUUUGAGAGCAAAGGCACAGACCACUUCUCACCAGCAACACCCCAGUCCUGCUGCUGGAAUUGGGCUGGGGGAACAAGAGGUCUCCGCCGGGCUCCUCCCGGCCGUCAGGUUUGGGAAGGAGCUGAUGAAAACUCUGCCCGUCUCAAGACUGGAAAGGGUUUUGCCUCUCUAUGGGAAGAGGAGCCCCAGCUCUGGUUUUGUCUGCCCCAAAACGGGCACCAAAACCAGGGCUCUCACCUUGCCUUUCUUCUUUCCCACCCUGAGUGCCGUUUGUACCAAACACAAGCAAU
Messenger RNA from Tyto alba (common barn owl), 1648 nucleotides. RefSeq names its product leucine rich repeat containing 10B (gene LRRC10B). NCBI's taxonomy places the organism in Eukaryota, Metazoa, Chordata, Aves, Strigiformes, Tytonidae. Gene Ontology annotation, molecular function: protein binding. The transcript has a single exon. Bases 1 to 852 code for a protein of 283 amino acids. The record is from RefSeq and is a predicted model, not a curated record.